UUUCAAUAUGUCUUCUCCUUCCGCCAAGCGAAGCCAUCGAUAUUUAGAUAACAAUUCAUGGAAAAACAGAGCCAUGAAGAUUCACCCUGAAGACUUUAGAAUCUCCAGUUACAGUGAGAUAGAAGCCUUUGGAGGAACUGACGAAAUAGACAAUAAUGAUAGCCAUGAAGAAUACGAAUCAAUGAUUGAAGAAAACAUUUCAUCAUAUCUUCACAGUAACCCCUCAAGUGUGCAUAUCCAUCAGAUUGCAAGUAAAUAAACCAAUCCAAAGUGCAGGAAGUUCCGUUAUCAAAAGCUCAGAUUUUCAUCCUCACAGUAAAAAUAACAGCGAAUUAGUUGAAUACGACAGCAAUGAGCCAAAGAGAACUUAUUAUGAGGAAAGAAUACCAUCCUUUAAUGACAUCCCUCAAGAAGCUCCUAAAAACAGAAAUUAGGCCAAAACAAAGUCUCUUAAUAGAUAGAAGCACUUGCUCCCAGAAAGCAAAACCCAACAAAGGACGUCCAACAGUGGUAAUCAAAGACGAUGACUCGGAUAUUUAUGAUGGGACUGAUACCUUCAAUGACGAUGAAUUCAUAGAAGAAGUAUACGAGAGUGUUGAUACCUCUAACAUCUCUUCAAAAGUAAUAGUCGAAGCAAAUAGCGAGUUAGAAUAUAGCAAGGAACUUAAUAAAGACAAAUCAUUUGAAAAAUACAGAAAAGAAAGCUAUAAUUACAUUCCUAAUGAAGUAGAAGAAGACCAUGACCAAGACCAGUCCUUCAUGAGACUCAGCAGGAGUUAUGAAGACUAUAAGGUCUCAGAUAGGUCAAGAAAAGAGGAAUCUAAGUAUGAAGACAGCUCGCCCAAAAUUAACCUCAAAGACUAUAAAGAUAACAGAGAAAGCAUCGAAAAGAUCAAAGACACUCAGUCUACUCAUGAUAACUACCCUAGCUACGACUACCGGGUUACUAAAAUUCAAGACAAUUUGGAAAAAGUGGACUAUCACAACGGUGAUGAGGAUACUUACUCUCAAAGACCUUCAGAAAGAAAAAUUGAGCUAAGGGAUUUAGGAAAAGUCACCUCAUUUGAGAAGUUCUUCAAUACGCAUAUAAAAUCCACAGAAAAGAAAGAAACCCUUGUGGAUAGAUUCAGGAAUGGCAAGGCAAUGAAAAAGAGCUGGAAAAGUAGCUGUAAACCUGAAAGUCCCAAGGUCGAACUUGAUAAUGAGCAGAUCAACCUAAUCCUGAGUUCUAUUUCAAUUCAUUCUGAUGAUAAAGAGAAAUUCCUGAAGUCAUUCUGACACAAAUAUUCAAACCUCAACUCCUCAGUGAAGGGAGGCUUCUCAGAAAGAAUGAAGGCUGAUAUAGAAAAGAGGGAGAACAAAAGUAAAGAGCUCCAAAAAGCAGAAGAGCUCUAUAGGCUUCUCAACGAGAGACCAUUAGAUAAAGAACAGAAGGAUGAAUGCCACAGCAGACUUUACCUCGAUGCUUUCUACAGAGCUUAUAAACUCAAUGAUAAAAUCCUGAAGGCUGAGAAGGAAGAGAAUGAAAAGUUUAGGAAGCAGAACAGAACUGCUUCCAAAAAGAGAAUCGAACAAUUUGUUGAAAAAGUAAACAGCCAGAUCCUUGGCUCCAAAGAAAUUCUUGACAAAAAGAGAAGAAUCAAGGAAUUACAAGAAGAAGUUGAACUUCAAGAAGUCCUUAACAAGAAUAUCUCAAGAGGAAAAAUGUCAAAAUCAAGAGAGAGAAUGCUUGCAAAGAAAAUGUAUAAUUAUGAAGAAAAAUAAGUUUAUUAAAAGAGCGGGUAGAGUCAAGGAAAAGCAGCAUAAUGAAGAAAUAAAGAUUAAACAAUAUUUCCAACCAAAGGUUUCUAAAUCUAGUGCAAAGCUUGCGAAAAAGAAGAGAGAACAUGAAAAAUCUAUAUCAAAAAUUGACCCAAAGACUUCCUUAAUGGAUUCUAACGAUGAUAUUCCAUUCACAGAGAGUAUUUUCGAUAGACUUUAUAAGGAGGCAGAAACUAAGAAGGAACAUCUGAACAGGCUUAGGAGAUCAAGAGAAGAUGCUAUGUACAGUGCAUCAAAAUCAAAUGGUACUUCGAUGUUAAAUGCUUAUAAAAGGAGCUCAAGAUCUAAAAAUAAAUCAAAUAAAGAUCCUUCCUUUAACAUGAUCACAAAGGAAUCCCCUUUAACAAGCAUUGAUCAGUUUAAUCCCUCAUCUCCACGAAUAGAAGCGGAAGGAAAUAGAUUGAUGAUGCAGAAGUAUCUCACUGAGUCAGAAAGAGUCCAAGAAAAUAAUAAAAAUUCCAAGAACAUAAAGAAAUACAAAUCAAAUGGGGCUGCUUCUCCAUGAGAUUUCAUCACAUGGAAUGAAAGCAAGUAUAACUCUCAAAGUAUUGACCAAUUCUUCGAUCAGAGAAUCAAGGAUGCAGAGAGACAGAACAAAUUGAUGAAGCCUUUAGGAAAGAAACCCCAGAAAUCUACAGCUAAGAGCAUUAGUAAUAUGGGGGUAUACAGAAGGACUAGACACCAGAGGAACCACAAAAGUGACCACUAUAGUAUCACAAGUGAUACUUUAUACUCAAUGGAAGAUCAUGCUGAGACUGUGAAUUAUAGGCAGCAAACUGCUAACUCAAGGAGUAAGAGUAAGAAGUCGAGAGAUACAAGAAAAACAGCUCGCAAAAACAUUCUUGCAUAUAGUUUACUAGACAGGAGCAUUGAUAACACAAUUAGCCUCCUUGAAAAAUCUAAGAAAAAUAACUUAAACGAGCUAGAUCUCUCUGAAAGCAGUGGCCUUCAGACUAAGCCUAAAUAUAAAUUCCAGCUUAAAAAUCGAGAAAGAGAGAUGUACCUUGAAUCAUUUAGAAAAAUGCAAGAACUUAAAGUAACAAACGAAGAGAAUUGACAAUAAUUUCUCAAAUAAUUUUUCAAU
Moneuplotes crassus is the source of this 2905-nucleotide messenger RNA. The record is from the annotation of a GenBank genome assembly. NCBI's taxonomy places the organism in Eukaryota, Ciliophora, Spirotrichea, Euplotida, Euplotidae.